This is a messenger RNA of Seriola dumerili (greater amberjack), 1969 nucleotides long. RefSeq names its product claudin-4-like (gene cldn3d). NCBI's taxonomy places the organism in Eukaryota, Metazoa, Chordata, Actinopteri, Carangiformes, Carangidae. Gene Ontology annotation, cellular component: plasma membrane; bicellular tight junction. The record is from RefSeq and is a predicted model, not a curated record. The coding region runs from base 409 to 1080 and encodes 223 amino acids. The transcript has a single exon. Gene Ontology annotation, biological process: cell adhesion; bicellular tight junction assembly. Gene Ontology annotation, molecular function: structural molecule activity.
UGGUUUGGCAGGUGAUGUCAUGUCUUAGGAGGGCCUGACCACAUAGUAAUAAAAUGAUAAGGGUCAUCGUCUGCUUAAGAGCAGCGCAACAGAUGAAAACAACAUCUGAGCGGCCACGUACACGCAGAAGAGAGUUUGUGGAGGAAGCAGCGCACUGUGACAAGUCAACACUUCACUGGAUUCAGGAAUAGGUGCUUACCUUGAGGAGGAGGCAUACCUGCUGGACCAACAGGAGCUUGAAGGGCAAAAUCAAGAAGGCCCUCAGAUAUUUGUCGAAAAAUACAAGAGGGAAAGGGAAGCAAGGAAAACUGUGAGCAAGAGAAAAGUCAAUAGGAAGGAACUGAGAGGAGAGAAAGGACAAAUAAAGGAGCUUUUGAUCCACAGAGGAGACGUUUGUCUGGGUGAACAAUGGUUUCUUUUGGACUUGAAGUGGUCGGUGUCACCCUGUCAGUGCUUGGCUGGGCGCUGAGUAUAGUCAGCUGUGCUCUGCCAAUGUGGCGGGUGUCUGCCUUCAUUGGGGCCAACAUCGUCACAGCUCAGGUGUACUGGGAGGGCCUGUGGAUGAGCUGCGUGUUCCAGAGCACGGGGCAGAUGCAAUGUAAGGUCUAUGACUCCAUGCUGGCUUUACCUCCGGACCUGCAGGCCGCCCGGGCGCUCACUGUCCUAUCCAUUAUCGUGGGCAUAAUAGCUCUCCUCAUCUCCAUGGUGGGAGCCAAGUGCACCAACUGCAUUGAGGACGAGGGCGUCAAAGCCAGGGUGAUGGCUGCUUCUGGGGGGGCGUUCAUCAUGGCAGCUCUGGCACAGCUGGUGCCUGUUUCCUGGUCGGCACACACCAUCGUGGUUGAGUUCUACAGUCCGCUCAUCCCCUCUGGACAGAAGAUGGAGAUCGGGGCAGCGCUGUAUCUGGGUUGGACCGCUGCAGGCCUGCUGAUGAUUGGAGGGUCCAUUCUCUGCUGCAGUUGUCCCCCACAGGAAGAGAAACCAGCGAGGUACAGUGUGCACCCGCAGAGUCGUGUAGCGUACUCCGCCGCUCCGAGGUCAGUCGCUCAAAGCUCCUACACCAGGAAGGACUAUGUGUGAGGGAAGAGGACAGGACCAUGGCGGGAUUAUUAUUAUAUUUUCACAUGUAUCCUGCUUAUUUGUACAUGUUCGAGAAAUGUAUAUAAAAAUGUAUCUCAUUGAUUAUUACAUCGGUUCAACUGGAACCAACUGCUCACUAGAAAAGGAUGACUAAAUCCAAACCAUAUGUUUUUGUGCAUAUUUAGGAUCAUAAAUGUGUGUAGAUAUUUUUUGAUGAAUGGAUUUGUUAGUUCUCUGCAGUUGUUUACAUGUAGCCAUUAGAGCAGAGGGAAAUCAUCAAAUUUCAAAAAGCAAAAGACCAAAUGUGGUAAAAGAUUUUUGGAAUAUGUGAUUAUUGUUCAGUUCUGUGAGGAGACUUUGGUUUCCAAGUAAAACUGAUAUUUUAUAUAUUUAUUUGUGCUCAUAACAUUUGGAUCCACUGUGGAUGUUCCUCAUUGUACUGAUCAGCGUGUACGUAUGAAGUUUCAUAUUGUCAACUACUGUAAAGCAAACAGAGACACUCGUGUAACUGUAAUGAGCUUUCAAAUGGCUUUUGUUUUUUCUAUGUGAAUAAUAUUGUUCUUGACAUAGGCCGAGUCACAGAUACGAAACAUUACACAGCUGAGCAAAAUGGAGCUUGCUUUGGGCUCCGACGCAAGGUCAAAAUGGCGGCGUAAACUGUAAAAAGGCUGAGGGAAGUUCAAAUCAACAUAUGAUAUAUGAUAUGAAAUGUGAUUUUAUUUGUUUCAUCAUCUCUGUAACAUUUCACAGCCUUUCGUGUUGCUGUGUUCAGACAUUUUCUACAAUAUUGAAACUUUUCUUUGGCAUGUCUUCUGUUGUAUAAACAUUAUACGGCUUUGACUUUUAUUAAAAGGCUGUGACUUCGUGAAUAAAAAUGUUUUUCGAUCGA